Molecule: messenger RNA, 3189 nt
Organism: Culex pipiens pallens (northern house mosquito)
Lineage: Eukaryota; Metazoa; Arthropoda; Insecta; Diptera; Culicidae
Gene: Lon
Product: lon protease homolog, mitochondrial
Exons: 8
Coding region: 134-3040 (968 amino acids)
Biological process (GO): chaperone-mediated protein complex assembly; protein quality control for misfolded or incompletely synthesized proteins; protein catabolic process
Cellular component (GO): mitochondrial matrix
Molecular function (GO): single-stranded DNA binding; ATP binding; serine-type endopeptidase activity
Source: RefSeq, a predicted model, not a curated record
UUGUCAAAAACAUGCAAUUCCGAUUUCUGAUGUAAUAUUUUAAGGCCAAGUUCGUCGUCGCAACCGAAGUGAAUUGAAUUUUUGUUCCGGAUUUUUCUCACAUAAAACUGGACAUUUUGGCCUCACAAUCAACAUGAACCAGCUAGCGUGUAGAAUCGGGCGAGUAAUUCCAAAGAGCUUUAUCCGCAAUGUGAGAACGGUGUCCAGUUUGGCGGUGAAACAAGAGCCGACUUUUGCCGGAGUAGCGCGCCGGAGGAUUGUUGGCCAGCUUGCUGGACCGGCGGCGAGGAAUGGCGUGACGCUGGAGGCGCGAACGUUGUCACAGUUUGCCAUCGGUAGCCGGUCCUUUUGCAGCAAGCGCGAUCCGGAGGAGGACGAGAGCACGUUGGAUCCGGAACCGGUUCCGUUUACAAAUCAGCUGCCGGCGACUGUUGCCAUUCCGGAGGUUUGGCCCCACCUGCCGGUGAUUGCGGCCAAGCGCAAUCCGGUGUUUCCGCGGUUUAUGAAGAUUUUGGAGGUGACGAAUCCGAUGCUGAUAGAUCUGAUCCGGCGGAAGGUGAAACUGAACCAACCGUACGCGGGAAUUUUCCUCAAGAAGGACGAUGACAAUCCCAGCGAAGUGAUGAACGAUCUGAGUGAAAUCUACAACGUCGGAACGUUUGCGCAGAUUCAGGAAAUGCAGGAUUUGGGCGACAAGUUGCGCCUCGUGGUGACCGCUCACCGGCGGAUCAAGAUCACAGGGCAGCUGUACGAGGACUUGGAGGCAUCCGAGGAGGGCAAACAAAUGACAAUAAAGUAUCCGUUCUUUAAAACGCAAAUUAACGUAUCAGUGGAGAACGAGACCGACGCGGAGAAGCGGCGCCGAAAGCACAAGAACCGCAACAAGAAGAUCAUUCGGAACGCCAACAACGAUAGCACACUGGACGGGGAACCGGUUGCGGAGCCACCGAAGAAGCGCCUGCUUCAGCCGGGCGAGCAGCAGCCGGUUCUGAUGGUGGAGGUCGAAAACGUGAAGCACGAAUCGUUCAAACACACCGAGGAGGUGAAGGCCCUCACGCAGGAGGUGAUCAAGACAAUUCGGGACAUUAUCACGAUGAAUCCGCUGUACAGAGAGAGCCUGCAGCAAAUGUUGAAUCAGAAUCAACGCGUAGUCGACAAUCCGGUCUACCUGUGCGAUCUGGGGGCGUCCCUGUCCGCGGCUGAUCCACCCGAGUUGCAGGAGAUAUUGGAGGAGAUGGAUAUCCCAAAACGCUUGAUGCUGUCGCUGUCGCUGCUCAAGAAGGAACUCGAGCUGUCCAAGCUGCAGGCCAAGAUCGGUCGCGAGGUGGAGGAGAAGGUCAAGCAGCAGCACCGCAAGUACAUCCUGCAGGAGCAGCUCAAGGUGAUCAAGAAGGAGCUGGGCAUCGAGAAGGACGACAAGGACGCGAUCGGGGAAAAGUAUCGCGAGCGCAUCAAGGACAAGGUGGUGCCGAAGGCCGUGUCGGACGUGAUCGAGGAAGAGCUGAACAAGCUGAACUUCCUGGAGAGUCACAGCUCGGAGUUCAACGUAACCCGCAACUAUCUAGACUGGUUAACGACGCUGCCGUGGGGCGUUAUGAGCGAAGAGAAUCUGGACAUUGAUCGAGCGACGGAGAUUCUGGACGCCGAUCAUUACGGCAUGGAGGACAUCAAAAAGCGCAUUCUGGAGUUUAUCGCCGUGAGUCAACUGAAGGGCACAACUCAGGGAAAGAUUUUGUGCUUCCACGGACCUCCGGGCGUGGGUAAGACCAGUAUUGCGCGGUCCAUUGCCCGGGCUCUGAACCGAGAGUACUUCCGGUUCAGCGUCGGUGGAAUGACGGACGUGGCGGAGAUCAAGGGUCACCGGAGGACGUACGUAGGCGCCAUGCCGGGCAAAUUGAUUCAAUGCUUGAAGAAGACCAAGACGGAGAAUCCGCUUGUGUUGAUCGAUGAAGUCGACAAGAUUGGAAAGGGCUACCAAGGCGAUCCCAGCUCAGCACUGCUGGAACUGCUCGAUCCCGAACAGAACGUAAACUUCCUCGAUCACUACCUGGACGUACCGGUAGAUCUGUCCAAGGUCCUGUUCAUCUGCACUGCCAACGUAAUUGAUACGAUCCCGGAGCCGCUGCGUGAUCGAAUGGAGAUGAUCGACAUGUCAGGUUACGUCGCGGAGGAGAAGGUAGCGAUCGCCAAGCAGUACCUCAUCCCCCAGGCCAAAAAGGAUUGUGGCCUCGAAGACAAGCACAUCACCAUCACCGACGAAGCGCUCUCCGUCCUGAUUCGCAGCUACUGUCGCGAGUCCGGAGUGCGAAAUCUGCAGAAACAGAUCGAGAAGAUCGUGCGCAAGGUAACUUUCAAAAUCGUUCGCAAGGAGAUCGAGUUCUCUGAGAUCACCGGCCAAAACCUGAACGAACUGCUCGGUAAACCCAUUUUCACCCACGAUCGCAUGUACGAAUCUACGCCACCCGGAGUGGUCAUGGGUCUUGCCUGGACGGCGAUGGGCGGCUCCGCCCUCUACAUUGAAACUGCCAAACGAAAACUGAUCGAAGCACCAAAGAAGGAAGCCGCCGUCUCGGACGGAUCGCUCGAACUAACGGGCCACCUGGGUGAUGUGAUGAAGGAGUCCGCCCGGAUAGCCCUCACAGUCGCGCGUAACUUUAUCCGGAAAUCCGACCAGGACAACAACUUCCUCGAGUCGAGCCACAUUCACCUGCACGUCCCCGAGGGAGCCACGCCGAAAGAUGGCCCCAGUGCCGGUGUCACGAUCGUGACCGCGCUGCUCUCCCUCGCCAAGGGAACGCCCAUCCGGCAGAAUGUGGCCAUGACCGGGGAGGUGUCGCUGAUGGGUAAGGUUUUGCCCGUUGGUGGAAUCAAGGAGAAGACGAUCGCCGCCAAGCGAAGUGGCGUAAAUUGCAUUAUUCUGCCGGAGGAAAAUAAGAAAGACUACACCGACUUGCCCAGCUUUAUUACGGACGGGUUGGAAGUGCAUUUUGUGGACCAUUACUCGGACGUGUACAAAAUUGUGUUCCCCCAGGGUCAGUGAGCGUGGCCAAGUUAGGCUAGGUUAGGCUUUUUGCAGCUUCAAUGAUAGCUGUGCUUAUAGUUUACCUUAUAUUAAAAUAUUUUACUGUUAAUUAUCGGUAGCCAUUAAAAGCGGUACAUUCACUCGAAAUAGACAUUUAUUUUGUUACA